CUGUGGAGGGCGCCCUGACCGGCCGGUGGAGGGCGCCCUCGACGCCCAGUUGUCCACCCUCCGGCGUAGACCACGCCGGCUCCUCUGCGGCGCGGCGUCCAACCCCAGGUGGGCCCCAGUCGACGGGCCACGGUGAGGGAGGGAGGUGCGUGACUCCGGCUCUUUCCAUGGUGAGCUCGGUAGGAGAAUAGUGAGCACAGCCAGACGAUCGGGACGGGAAGGCGGAUGCACUGGAGAACAGUUGUCAUGGACUUCAAUCGCUGUCCACAACCGUCCACCACUGCCUAAGUAACCACUGGUGUCCUGGUGCCACUAGUGCUCGUGCCGCUGUCGAGGGUCUCCGGCUAGUCAUUUAGUCCUUCGCAAACUCUACGAUCUUCAAAAUGAGGGACGAAGAAAUGGAAGUUGCGGUAAAGGUUGUGAUCGUGGGGAACGGCGCCGUGGGCAAGUCGAGCAUGAUCCAGCGCUACUGCCGCGGCACCUUCACCAAGGAGUACAAGAAAACCAUCGGUGUCGACUUCCUGGAAAGAAUGAUCGAAGUGUACGACGACCCGGUGCGGCUGAUGCUCUGGGACACCGCCGGCCAGGAGGAGUUUGACGCCAUCACUAAGGCUUACUACCGCGGUGCGCAGGCGUGCGUGCUCACCUUUUCAACGGUAGACCGCGCCUCCUUCCAGGCCGUCCGGCACUGGAAGAAAAAGGUGGAGGACGAAUGCGGCUCGAUUCCCAUGGUGCUCGUGCAGAACAAAAUCGACCUGAUCGACCGGGCCACCAUUGAUGCGGAGGAGGCGGAGGCGCUGGCGCGCGAGCUGAAGGUGCGCCUGUACCGUACCUCCGUCAAGGAGGACCUCAACGUUAGCCAGGUGUUCACAUACCUGGCCGAGCGCUACCUGGCAGAGAUGAGGAGCUGGGAGGAGGAGGAAUUCGACCCGCCCCGACCCGUCAUCACCACCAGCAUAUUCGCUUCGCCCGGUUACAAGUUCCAUGGCAAGCCGGGCUAUUACGACACUGGCAUUAUUUCUCUGCACCCGACUGGCAAAAGGCGUUUCCAAAAGAAGAAACACCUGUGGAAGAAUCUCUGCGUUACGUAGUGCCGAGCCGACGCCUGAGAGCGGGUGGUAGUGGUUUAGAGACCGCCAUGGACGAAAUAUUGGACGGUGCCUUGACUAGGCUUCCAUGGAUACCUACUGCUAUAAAUGUUAGCGUGGAUUUGGUGUGUGAAUAGCGUCGCAAGUACGUUUCCGAACAUAUUGUGAGUGUGAGAUUGUUAGUGCGCCGUACAGAAACUACCGUGCAAGCGACUCUACCGUGACAUGAGCAUCCACGUCCCGUGACUCGUGAGUGCGCCGGCCGCUGGGCAACAGAACUCGCGCUGUUGCGAAUCGCCCGACCGAGACGGCACGGCCCGGGCCUGCCGGCAGCCGCCCGACCACCAAGGUCAUCGCUGGCCGCACGGGACCGGCGCGAAACCGGUCGGCGGGGCAGCGGCCGUCCUCUGCCCACGGUUUGGCCGAGCAACAGAGCCAGCGCCGCUACAAACAAGUUAUGUCCAUCUAAUAUCAUAAGCACGGCUUCUGAAGAUGAGAGGUUGUGCUUAGUGUUAUCUGAUGCAUGCGUGAUUGCGAUUUAUGUGGAUUUUGGAAUGGCGAUGUGCUGGUGGCCUCAGAACAGAUGGAACAGCGCCACCUGCUGGUUACAAAAAGAAUUACGAGUUUUUGUAAUUCACAAUAGGUGACAGCAGGAGUGGCGGCGGGUCCCUGCUCUGCUCGGCAUCUUGUGCCGAUGUGAAUGAGUGUGACGGGAGCUGUGAUGUUUCGUCAAAACUGACGACAGCUCCCACAUUUGUGAUAAAUAAUGCAUGUUUUUGCUACGUGCCUAUGUGCCAUGUAACCACGCGUGGGUCGUCCCACUGCCUAUAGGUAUGCUCAACAUUGUACCCGAGGUCUAACGAGAUAUCCUCGUCGUAAAUAAAAGCCAGUAACACAA
This is a messenger RNA of Amphibalanus amphitrite, 1986 nucleotides long. Its product is annotated as ras-related protein Rab-23-like. Gene Ontology annotation, molecular function: GTPase activity; GTP binding. Lineage: Eukaryota; Metazoa; Arthropoda; Thecostraca; Balanomorpha; Balanidae. The transcript has 7 exons. Bases 384 to 1091 code for a protein of 235 amino acids. The record is from RefSeq and is a predicted model, not a curated record.